This is a messenger RNA of Botrytis byssoidea, 657 nucleotides long. RefSeq lists its product as uncharacterized. The transcript has 5 exons. Lineage: Eukaryota; Fungi; Ascomycota; Leotiomycetes; Helotiales; Sclerotiniaceae. Gene Ontology annotation, cellular component: cytoplasm; nucleus. The coding region runs from base 1 to 657 and encodes 218 amino acids. Gene Ontology annotation, biological process: signal transduction; positive regulation of protein phosphorylation; cell division. Gene Ontology annotation, molecular function: protein kinase activator activity. The record is from RefSeq and is a predicted model, not a curated record.
AUGACUUCCUUCAUCACCACCGUGAAUCAACGUACACGAAACCAAUUUCGACCACGAAAUGCGCAAAAAGGCACAACGAGCUACCAAUUGCGACAAUAUGCCGAAGCAACACUUGGGGGUGGUAGUUUGAGGAAGGUGGUCAAAUUGCCAGAAGGUGAAGACGAGAAUGAGUGGCUUGCAGUCAAUAUGGUGGACUUUUAUAACCAUAUAAAUCUACUUUACGGUUCAAUUACAGAGUUUUGCUCUCCACAAUCGUGCCCUGAAAUGAAGGCUACGGAUGAGUUCGAAUAUCUUUGGCAAGAUAAUGAGAAUUUCAAACGACCAACCAAAAUGCCUGCGCCAACUUAUAUUGAACAUUUGAUGGCCUGGGUUCAAGCCAGUAUUGACAAUGAAACCGUCUUCCCAAGCAGAAUUGGUGUCCCCUUUCCAAAAGGCUUCUCAACCAUGAUCAAACAAGUUUUCAAGAGAAUGUACCGCGUCUAUGCCCAUAUCUACUGUCAUCAUUACCCUGUCAUUCGUGAGCUUGGGUUAGAGGCCCAUCUCAAUACAAGCUUCAAACAUUAUGUUCUCUUCAUUGAUGAACACGAUCUUGCAAGCGGCAAAGACUUUUGGGGACCUCUAGGUGAUCUGGUCGACAGUAUGCUUAGGACUGAUUAG